AUGACUGGGUUUCCUCCAUUAAAUGAUAAAGGGAAAGAGUAUAUUACUGAUAAUGAAAAUAGGAAAGAAAAACAUUCUUCAAGAAAGGUAGAAAGAGAAGAAAUAAUUGUUGAUGGGAAAGUUUCUAUUGCAUCUUUGAGUAAUAGUGGAUCUUCAAGAAAGGAAAAAAGGUCAUCAAAAAAGUUAAAUAAAGCAGAUAUUGAUGAAUUAAAAAAAGAACAUAAAUGGGAUGAUCUUAUGAACCAAAUUAUUAGAAGUGGAGAAACAAGAACAGUUUCAAAAGACAAAGCCCAAGAAACAAGAAAAAAGAAAUGUGCUGUUAUGAAAGAGCUUGUAUUAACAAAAGAAACUCCUCGUAAAAAAAUUGCUGAUAAAAAGAAAGAAUUUACACCAACAGCUUAUUUAGGAUGGACUCCAUUUAAAAAUUCAACUAUUGUAUGGGAAGCCUAUGGCAAUGAAAUUAACCCCAAAAUACUAAAACAAUAUUCAUUAAUGCCAUCUAUGAUGAUAUUUUAUGAAACAAAUGUAGCAACAUUUGGAACAUAUGAAGUUGAGCCUCCAAUGUUAAUAAAUGAAAAAGUUGUCUUUAGACAAAAAUAUACAGUGUUUGUAAUUGACCAUUCAAAAAGAUUAGAAAAAAGAUUAAAAAUUACAAAUGGAGAUGCUAAAGUUGGUCAUGAUGUAAUUAUUGCAUCAGGAAAUCAUACUAUUACUGAAAUGAGUGAAGGAUUAGCUAUUUAUCUUAAACACCUCCCACCAUAUCAUAAUGAAGAUAUUUUCUAUCAAAACAGUUACCAUUACAUUAAGUCUAUAAUCGUAGCUUCAUUUUACGAUUAA
Messenger RNA from Entamoeba nuttalli P19, 837 nucleotides. RefSeq lists its product as hypothetical. NCBI's taxonomy places the organism in Eukaryota, Evosea, Mastigamoebida, Endamoebidae. The record is from RefSeq and is a predicted model, not a curated record. The coding region runs from base 1 to 837 and encodes 278 amino acids. The transcript has a single exon.